AGGCCUGUAGGACUAAAAUCAUAGUGUUACCAUUAAUCUGAUGGGUUGUAUUGUGAAAUUAGGCUAUUUCAAUUGGUUGUGGGCUGACUUAUUUCUUUUCUAUUCCACUGGCAAGCAUGAAAACACUGCCACAUAGGUUCCUGCCGUUGGGAUGGAUUGGACAAGUACUCUGUUGAGGCGGCUGUGCUUACUUUUGAUUCCACGUCGCGAAUCGACGCAGACCUCGAGCUCGACCUUGAAAUUUCCUUUCAUUCUCCCAAUUGAUUUGAAUUGAUUUGAAUUCACAUCGUAUAUUUUUCCGUACAAAACAUACUUAUUUCACGAGCUUCGGAAUAGAUCUUGUCUUUCAACACCAUACUCAUGGCAGAAAUUGGCAUCAUUGCCAGCGGCAUGGGCGUAGCCUCGAUGGGGCUUCAGCUCAUGGACGGCAUUAGAAAAUUGAAACAAUUUUGGGACGAAGUUAAAGAAGCGCCUGAAGAUAUCCAAUACACCCUUGAAGAGCUCGACGCACUGAGUCUGGUUCUUUCCGAUAUGCACAUCACUAAUUCAAAUCUGCCAUCGAUUCCUUCGGCUACGGUCACAAAGUGCCUAGAGCUUUGUCGCCGUGGAACAAAUAUCCUCAAUACGACAGUGAAUGAUCUGAAUAGGGCUAUCUCCAAACGACGCAAGAUCGGUAGCGCGAAAGUGGUUUUGAAGAAAGAUACACUCGAUAAAUUUCGGAAUCGAUUGAGAGAUGCGCAAUAUAUGCUUAUACUUUCUCAGCAGACAUACUCGGACGCACUUCAAUUGGAAUACCAUAAGCUUCAAUUAGAGGCAGGUCAAAGUAAUGCGAAUCGUCAGCUGCAAGGAAUCGAGGAGUUAAAGAUUUUCAUUACACGUUCUGUCGAUGCCAUGUCUAGUACCCUGCUCCAAUCGCGCGAUACUGUUGUUUAUGAUUAUGAAACGAAGAGACCCAUGAGAGGAAGAACACGAUCGAAGCUUGAUGAGCAGGCUGACUACUUUAAGAGGAAGUUUAGUAUUCCUCAGUUAUUUUCAUCUACGAGCUAUACUUGGGAAUUCUCUGGGUAUCAAGCACCUUCAGGGUGGACAUUCAACUUCCGGCAAUACUACACAAUUGCAUUUGAUUCGCCGGCUUGGCAAUGUGUAUACCGAGGGGACUUAUCCGGACUUCAAGUAUUGUUAAAGAGUAAAAAGGCUACCCCAUUUGAUAGAUUAGCCACAGGCGGGACAUUGCUUGAUGUAGCUAGCGCGCAGGGAGACUAUGAUAUGUGCUGUUUCCUACUCAAUCAAGGAGCAGAUCCGAAUGACUCUUUCAGGACAUCUGCGUUAUUAUAUAGUGUUGGCUGGUCCAGUAAAGGCCCUUCUCAGAUCAGUGUGCUGCAGCUACUCUAUCCAAUAUCUGAGAUUCAUAAUCCGUUGCAAAUUAUUUCGGACUAUGAUAUUGAUCUUGAUAGUCUAGCUUGGCUGCUUCAUAAUAUUGAUCCGACAUUCAAAGAGUGGUGUUUCGAGGAAAGGAUGAUGUUCGCACUGAAAGUUUGUAACAAAAUUAGUAAUGUGAUUCAUAGCACAGCUGACGUAAUAUCACUAAUGCUUCACGAAGACCAAUUGAACGAAGCUUGCUGCAAGAUGGUUUUCAGAAUCAGGCCUGAGCAUAUUGGCAAUACUUUUCUAUCAAUCGAGCUUGCGUGUCUUUCAAGCGUUAUAUUUACUUGGCUAAGAGAAAAUGGAGAAUCGACUGUGUGCUCCGACUCGACUCAGCUAAGACCUGGGAAAGCAGAAUUUGGACCGAGUGGUCGAUUUUCAAAAGCAAAGUGUUCUACAUCAAUCGAGUUGAUUGAACGCCUCGUUGCCAACGGUUCAGAAGUCUUCUGCGGAGGUCUUAUAUCUUGCUCGUUGAGUGGAAACUAUUGGAUUUACCCUCAUGCUUUGCACUGCUCAUGGACAUGCCCAAUUUCUGUGCGAAUUUGGCUCGAGAUACUACAUGAUUCCGGCAUUGAUCUACUGAAAUACGGCAAAUUAGAGCAUGAUAAUUUCAUGGAGAGUAUCUCUGAAUGGGGGGUGUACGCGAGAAGGGAUAUUUGGGAAUGUGACAUGUAUGUAGAGCCGGCACAUCUGAUAAGCUUUGUCUAUGGACCAGCUAUUGAGGAUUGGAAGUUCUGGUAUUCCUUAGAUGAACCGCGUUGGAACUACUACGAAGAUCUCUGGUAUUUCUGGGAACUGGUUGAUCAUCCAGAAAAGGGGAUGCCUGGGGCUUGGGAGGAGUGUUAA
Messenger RNA from Botrytis porri, 2268 nucleotides. RefSeq lists its product as uncharacterized. The coding region runs from base 361 to 2268 and encodes 635 amino acids. The record is from RefSeq and is a predicted model, not a curated record. The transcript is spliced from 4 exons. Gene Ontology annotation, molecular function: protein binding. Lineage: Eukaryota; Fungi; Ascomycota; Leotiomycetes; Helotiales; Sclerotiniaceae.